GCUGGUCCGGAAGUGACGCGAGGCUCCGGCUGUAGGCUGGACGCCGCAUUCUCUCAGGGCCGCUCCCCGAGUCACCGCCGAGCAGCAUGGCUCUGCAACUUCUGCUCCUCCUCGUCUUGCAGGCCGAGAGCUGGGCUGAGAUGAGCCCCGCGGAUCUGGAACUGCCUUCGGUGCCAGUACCAACCAAUAUUAACAUUAAGGCCUAUAACUUUAAUACUGUCCUAUAUUGGGACUACCCAACCAUGCCACAGACCCCUGUUUUUACUGUACAGGUAAAGACCUAUGGGGAAGCAAUAUGGAUUGAUGCCUGCAAUACCUCUCAGCACUUUUGUAAUAUCUUUUCCGUAAUUAAUGAUCCAUCACUUUCUCUCUGGGCCAGAAUUAAAGCUAGGCUUGGACAAAAAGAAUCAGCCUAUGUAGAGUCAAAAGAAUUUAUUCUGUGUAAACAAGGGAACAUUGGACCACCUGCAGUGGGUAUCAGAAAGAGGGAAAACCAAAUCAUCAUUGACAUAUUUCACCCUUUAGUUAAUAUAAGUGAAAGAGAGCCAGUACCCAUAUAUGAUGAAAAUCUUUGUCACAUGUUUACGUACACUGUGUAUUUAAGAAUAAAUGGAAGUAAGAUUCCGUAUCCGAUGUCAGUAGAGAAUGAAGAUGAUUGCAAUGAGACUCAGUGCCACCUCAUUAUCCCAGGUUCCUCUCUGAGUUCGGACUACUGUAUUUCAGCAGAAGGGUUCUCAAAAGAUUGGUCUGUUAAAACUGAGAUGUCUGAUGAACUUUGUAUUACCACUUCUGAUGAUAACCACAUAGAAGAUUCUGUUUGGGUUCCAGUUGUUACCAUUCUGCUUUUUCUAGUACUUAUUCUGGCAUUUGUAUAUUGUUACACUAAGAAGAUGAAUCCAUGUAAGAAGGAAAGCAUCAUGUUACCCAAGUCCUUGCUGUCUGUGGUAAAAAAUGCCUCUUCAGAGGCAAGGUCUGAACCAAAAUGUGUAUCACCCAUCACCUACCAGCCAAUUGUCCCAGAAAAUGAGAAGAUGGUCUGGGAAGACCAGUUGUCUCCAGCCACAAUUGUAAGUAUGCCCACUGAAGACAGCCUAGGAAAAACAGAACACCGAGAAGAUGUUUCCAGUGAAAUCGAAGUGGUCACUGCUGAAGAAAAUAAUCCUGACACAGCUCCUGGUAGCCCUCUGACCCCAGGAAUGGGAGAGAGUUCUGUCCAUUCAAAUAGUAACCAGUCUGAACCCUGUGUCGUCGCCUUAAACUCCUAUCACUCCAGAAAUGGUUCCGAUAGUGGCGUUGUGGAAUCCGACAGCUUCUUAUCUGACUCAGAAUUUCCCCCAAAUAAUAAAACUGAAAUAAAGACUGAAGGACAGGAGUCCGUAGUGCUGAGAAACACUACCACCUCCUUUGGUUACGAUAAGCCGCAUGUGUUAGUGGAUCUGCUUGUGGAUGAAGGUGGUAAGGAGUCCUUGAUUGGUUAUAGACCGACGGCAGAUUCCAAAGAGUUUUCCUAAUCAACGAAGAUGUGCCAACUUUGAAGGAUCGGCUUUUCCCAUACAGGUUUUCCGCUUUGAUUUCCUGAAAGAUCACCUUUCAGAAAUUUUAUCUUUAUCAAUAUUGACCAAAGAAGAAUAUCUGGGUUUACAUAAAGUGCCAAGAGCCUCUUUGGCACUGUUAUAUUUGGUCUGAAAACUGCAGAGGCUUUGGAAAAA
Molecule: messenger RNA, 1709 nt
Organism: Lontra canadensis (Northern American river otter)
Lineage: Eukaryota; Metazoa; Chordata; Mammalia; Carnivora; Mustelidae
Gene: IFNGR1
Product: interferon gamma receptor 1
Exons: 7
Coding region: 87-1511 (474 amino acids)
Biological process (GO): type II interferon-mediated signaling pathway
Cellular component (GO): membrane
Molecular function (GO): cytokine binding; cytokine receptor activity
Source: RefSeq, a predicted model, not a curated record